UCGCGACGGUCUGUUUCGUGUUCGUCAUCACUGAAAACUUAGCUCAGUGAUCAGUGAGUUGAGUGAUGAGUUGAAUGUUGAAGAGUGAGUGCAGUGGAUUGUGAUAGUGACUGUUGUAUUUAUGUUGCCUACAGAAUUUAUGGAUUGGUAGCCCCGCGAUGGGAAGUGUUGCCGUUGCAGUGCUCGUGUUGCUGAUGUGUCUCACAGUCAGAGGGCAGUUUCGGUCGCCCCGCAUCACCGAGCACCCCUCAGACAUCAUAGUGCCCAAGAACGACCCUGUGACGCUCAACUGCAAGGCGGAGGGCAAGCCGGAGCCUUCCAUCGAAUGGUGGAAGGACGGUCAGCUGUUGGACACGGACACCAAGAGCCACAGGGUCAUCCUGCCCGCGGGCUCGCUGUUCUUCCUGAGGGUCGUCCACGGCAAGAAGGAACAGGAUGGCGGAGUGUACUGGUGCGUCGCGAGGAACGUCGCAGGCUCUGCUACCAGUAGAAACGCCACGCUACUUGUAGCAGUUCUGAGGGACGACUUCCGUGCCGAGCCGUCGGAUACUCGGGUGGCUGCUGGGGAGACGGCCCUCCUAGAGUGCGGUCCACCCAAGGGGCAGCCAGAGCCUACCCUCCACUGGCGCAAGGAUGGCGAGAUCGUCGACAUCGAAGGCUCAAGCAGGGUGAGGAUCGUGGACGGAGGGAACCUGAUGAUCUCUGAUGUUCGUCAGAGUGACGAGGGCAAAUACACUUGUGUCGUGCAGAACCUGGUAGGCUCCAGGGAGAGUGUUGCAGCUAAGCUGACUGUACAUGUCAAGCCGUUCCUACUAUCAGAGCCACAAGAUGUGACAGUGCUGCCUAACCAGAAGGUCCAGCUACAAUGUCGCAUCGGAGGCGAUCCUCCGCCCAAGAUACUGUGGCGAAGGGACGACGGAGACAUGCCAGUGGGACGUGCUCAGAUCCUGGACGACAAGAGUCUCAACAUUGAGCACGUCUCUUUGGAGGAUGAGGGAAUCUACAUAUGUGACGCUGAUAACCUCGUAGGCAGCAUCUCUAUGAGAACGUCCCUAACUGUCCAUUCGCCACCAGCAUUCAAAAAGAGACCACAUGAUCAAAAAGUUGGGCUGAAUGGAGUGGCCAAGUUCGACUGUGAGGCGGAAGGGAAUCCACGACCCAGUGUUUUCUGGACCAAAGAAGGGAGUCAGGUGCUGAUGUUCCCUGGAAACUCCUACGGGAGGAUCAAUGUCACUCCCCAGGGAACUCUCAGCAUCCAGGGAGUCCAGAGGGAAGAUUCCGGAUACCUAGUGUGUUCAGCUCUAAGUGUUGCUGGCUCGGAUACUGCUAGAGCUUUUUUACAGGUGACGUCAGUGGAAGAUGUUCCUCCGCCUCUGGUAGAGGUUGGUCCGACCAAUCAGACGCUUCCGUUGCAGUCCGUCGCUACUCUGCCUUGCCAAGCACGUGGGAGUCCCUCUCCUCGCAUCAAGUGGUAUCGCAACGGAAGUCCUGUGGAUCCCCACUCAUCCUCUAGGAUCAGUAUUCUUCCUUCAGGAACUCUGCAGAUUGAUGAUCUGCAGCCGAGUGACUCCGGGCUCUACACGUGCACAGCCAGCAGUGAGAGUGGUGAGACGUCGUGGUCUGCCUCUCUCAGUGUUGGAGGUCCCAGUGGGGGCUACCACAGGAGUCCUGACCCCGCCACAUUUCCCCGCCCACCCGGGGCUCCCCGGAUACUCAACACUACUCAGUCCUCUGUGACCAUGGCCUGGGACCCUCCGCCCGGGCCACUGCACUCCCAACUCAUAGGAUACACUUUGGAAUACUUCAGUUCAGAUCUUCAAACCGGCUGGGUAGUGGCAGCACACAGAGUCAAUACAAAUACUAUCAUGAUCACAGAUCUGAAGCCAGACACGUCAUAUGUGUUUGUGGUGAGAGCGGAGAACUCCCAAGGCAUCUCAGUGCCCAGUGAGAUAUCCGAGGUAGCUCAUACGCAGGGAACACAUCUGCGAGAUGUCCCGAUCCAUCAGAUCAACGAAGCCCGAGCUCGGCUUGCAACCAAGGUCAUCAUACUGCGCAACCUGGAGGCUACCAGCUCCACCGCCGUUCGGAUAACUUGGGAGAUUGCAACCGCUGAAGAUUUUGUCGAGGGGAUCUACGUAAGGUUCAGAGACGUCUCGGGAGGUGAGAACAAGUACAACAUGGCUACAGUACUCAACGCCGGAGCUCUCCAUUACACUGUUACUAACCUGCAGAAGUACACCAAAUACGACUUCUUCCUUGUCCCGUUCUUCAAGAUGAUCGAGGGUCAGCCAUCAAACUCCAAGGUGGUCCAGACGUUGGAAGAUGUUCCGUCUGCCUCCCCUGAGGACAUCCAGAUGUCUUGGGUCAAUUCUUCAGCUGCUUAUAUCAAAUGGUCCCCACCUCCUCCCCAGCAUCAUAAUGGAGUUUUGUUGGGUUACAAGGUUCAAGUAAAGCAGAACACCAAGAUAGUUCUACAACAGACAGUCAACGUCACGACCCAGACUGUCAUACUUCCCAAUAUCUCCCUCCAUGGAAUACAAGGCAUGGGUGUGCGGGUGGUGGCUUACACAGCUGUAGGUAUUGGUCCGUAUUCUCCGAUGGUGAGUGUGGCCGAAGCUCUGAUGGAUCCGUCCGCACAACCUAGUCAUCCCUCCUCAGCCUCUGACACUGUGUACGUCCUUAUCCUCGGCUUUGUCAUCAUCUUCGUCAUAUUCGCCUUUGUUGCCACCUACUACCUCAAGAAGAGGCAGAACUUCAAGAAGGAACUUGGUCACUUGAGUGUGCCAGUGAUGAACAUGAAUGACCUCAACCUGAUGGGGGGAGGUAAGGAGACACUGUGGAUGGAGGCUGGAUGGGGAACUAAGAAUCAAGGUCACGGAGGUCAAGGUCAUCUGUCAGACAGUGACUAUGCUCAGGUGGAUACCAGAGGAAUGUCGACAUUUUACAACACCAGGAAGGAGCCUCUAGCCAACCCCACACCCUAUGCUACCACUACUCUGGUCAACAGCAACAUGGUUCCCAAUAACAGGGCUGACUCUACAGAAACUGGUCCACUAAUAGUUCCCAUGGCAAUGAGUUCUUCUUCCGAGGCAAAAACAUCAAGUUCUGGCGAUUCGUGGACGAAGAAGGAGAUGAAUCUAAACCAGGACAAUCAGGAUUUUAGAAACAUGUCAGAAGGUGUUCCUGUGUUCAUUGGUGAAACCAGGGAGUACAAGGGGAGGUUGUUUCUACCCCCUCCUCCACAACAUCCACCCCCACCCCCUCACCAUGGCAGUGUUGCUGUCUUCAGUCAGAGCUCACGUAGCCCACAGGCCAACAAACGGUUUGGCAACAGCGGUCCGGCGAUGUGUUGUCAGGAGAACUCUGGUGGCCGUAGUAACAGUAGCAGCAACAGUUACGCUCCGUCGUGGCUCACCAGUCAAAGUACGAGAGAACACAGACACCCCCCACCACAGCAACAUCCCCCUCCGAUACCAAACUAUCCGGCCAGCUACUCGUGUUGUAGUAGCAAUCACUCUGUGAAGAGUCGAAGUCAUCGAGAACGAGAAAGAGAACGAGAUCGAGAACGGGAUCGAAAUCACUUACAUUGCCACCACUCCAACUCUAGUCAUUGUGAUUGUCAAGAGAGUGCAUCUCUGCUGUACUCCCAUCCUCACAAUUCACCACAACAGUGCCAUCAAGACUGUGGAGCUAUGGACCGAGGCUGCCAAAGCUCCUUGCCAAGCCUUCACUCUGAAGCUCAAUAUCAUCUAGUCGGCCAACACAGAGACGACAGGUGGCGGCGGGGGGGAGGAGCAGACUACGACGGCUGGGAAGGGGAGGGUGAAGACGCUAGCGACACCUGUUGUUCCUGCAGUGAAGCUUCCUGCACCUACGCGCAGACCAACCAGACACCGACCAUGAGUCCCCUCACAUCAGAUUAGGAUUUACUGAACUACUCUAAGAACUGAAGACUCAACGGACUGAAUCUCAAGGCCUUACCUGGCAUUUUAUCAUCCUAAGUGUGAAAAGUCAUUUUUAUAUCAGAACCUAACAUUUUAACACUCUAAUAUUUAUGAUAAUAUGUUUUGUUAGGUAAUUUAAUUAUUGUCCUAGUUGUCUACACAAUCGAAGUAGAAGAUUUUUGACACCGGAAUUCUUCUAUAAUAGCACUGUUUUAAUUCUUUAUUGUCUCCCCCCAUUCAAAUUUUGCCAAAUCAAAUGUUCUUUUGUUGGCAAAACCAUGUUAAUUUGAAUAAUACGAAGACCAAGUAAAUUUAAAAGUCAUGAAGAUUUCAAAUUGUAGUUUGAUAUUUCAAACUAGAUUCGCUUUUGUAUACAAAUAGUAGGUUUACUUCUUUUCUUUUUAUUUUACUUUGGACAAAUCAUUCAUUUUCAACACAACCAACAUGUGACGUAAAAGAACAUUAACUUUCAGACAAAAUGUAAAAGGUAUGUGCCUUUAAAUGGUACCAAGUAAUAGAAAUUCAUAUCAUCCAUUCCUUACAGUGAUGUGGUAGCUUACGAGUAACAAUAAACUUUUUUUUAAUUAUCAAUUUAGAUAAAUAAUAUCAGCUUCUGUGAUAUUGAUUGUAGGCGGUUUUUUAUCAGGUUGUGUUUGUAGUUUGUAAAACGAUUGUAUUUAGAUUUCUGGUGUGAUUACUGAUUAUUGUAAAUGCUAUAAAUAUUGACUAAGGUGUACAUUAUUGGAAAAUCUUUUGUACGUAUUCAUGAAAAUAUAACUUUUAAGCAAAGUUGUUAUCAAUUUUUGUAAAUGUUAAAUUGCUAUUGCUACUGCUGUGUAUACUAAGAACAUAAAAAAUGUCAGUCAAUUUUG
Molecule: messenger RNA, 4816 nt
Organism: Macrosteles quadrilineatus (aster leafhopper)
Lineage: Eukaryota; Metazoa; Arthropoda; Insecta; Hemiptera; Cicadellidae
Product: roundabout homolog 2-like
Exons: 25
Coding region: 159-3923 (1254 amino acids)
Biological process (GO): homophilic cell-cell adhesion
Cellular component (GO): plasma membrane
Molecular function (GO): protein binding
Source: RefSeq, a predicted model, not a curated record